AUGCUUAUCUUUCUUUUUGCUAUUGCUGUAGUCAAUACAGGGUUUUUAGGAACGAAUGCUGUUUCAAAUUGCAGUCUAUGUAUGGUACAAGGAGACUUUUCUGAAACUGACGGCUAUGCUUGUUUUCCAUUGAGUAAUGGACGUGUCGCUUGUACUUGUCCUGAUCAACGUUAUACAAUUGAUAAGCCAUGCCGUAUCUGCGAACGAGAAAAUAUAUGUGGUGAUAGUCCGGAUAAUUUUUGUGCGGAAGUAUCAGCAAUUUCAUCAGAUGUCGAUGGCGAAAGUACACAUUAUUUUAGCUGUUUUUGCUCUGAUCAUACAUAUUAUAUUGGAAAAGCUUGUCCAUCAAAAGCAACAACACCUGUAUCUACAACGGCAACAACACCUGUAUUUACAACGGCAACAACAACAUCAGUACCUGCAACGACAAUAUCAACAACAUUAGUACCUACAACAGCAACACCAAUAGCUCCAACGACUGCAACGAUAAUAACAGCAAAACCUUAA
Molecule: messenger RNA, 507 nt
Organism: Adineta steineri
Lineage: Eukaryota; Metazoa; Rotifera; Eurotatoria; Adinetida; Adinetidae
Source: the annotation of a GenBank genome assembly